Messenger RNA from Aspergillus welwitschiae, 1038 nucleotides. Its product is annotated as BRCT domain protein. Bases 1 to 1038 code for a protein of 345 amino acids. The transcript has 5 exons. NCBI's taxonomy places the organism in Eukaryota, Fungi, Ascomycota, Eurotiomycetes, Eurotiales, Aspergillaceae. The record is from RefSeq and is a predicted model, not a curated record.
AUGGGCAAAACCUUCAAAAGCAUAUAUGCCAGCUCAUUUGGCAAGUUCGAUGGUAACUCGGACAAAAUACCCCAAUGGAUACGGGCCAACGGAGGCCAAUAUUCCAAGGACAUUAGCAAAAAGAUCACUCAUCUGAUCACCACCAAGGAAGCCUUCAAGGAUAAUGCUGAAGCAGUCCGCAAAGCUCAGCAACUAAGGACUAUAAAAAUUGUCUCCUACGACUGGCUGGAAGACUCUCUCUUAUCUAAGAAUCGGAGACCGAAGCGUGAGACGGAAUACCUUCUCGCGAAUAUACUGAAGAAUGAGAAUAAGAAGAGGGAAAAAGAUAGAGACAAGAUAAGGAAAAAGGAGAAAGAAAAGUCUAGGAAAAAAGGUAAUCUGAAGAAUCAGGAUCCCUUUGGCAGGAAGAGAAAGGGCGUAAAGGCCGGCACUGCGGUGUAUCAAGACGCAAGAGUGACGUACAAUGCUACGCUUGUCCGGUCGAUGCAGGGCAAAAACUACAAGGAGAGAUAUGUGGUCAGGGUAUAUGAGUCUAAUAAAGAACCCCAUGUCUACGCUACACAUCUCGAGUACAGUCGUAUUGGCAAGCAGCAGAGUCAACUCCUGACACCGCUGAAAGCAGAUCAAGACUCCGCAGUGAAGGCUUUCAAGAAGAUUUUCAAGGACAAAACAGGUAAAGAGUGGGAAGAGCGACUGAACGGUGUUUUACCCUCUGGUAAGAGGGAUGCUGAUGGCAAAUUACUGCUUCCUCACGAGAACUGGUUUUACUACGAGGAUCGGGCUGGGAUGUUGUCAAAUUUCCUUCGGGGAGUUAUGGAUGCACCCGACGGCGAUGGCUCGAUGGUUGUCAAGCAAGAGCAUCUGGAUGCACCAAUGCAAGGCAUCAAGCACGAGUCACCGCAGGAUGCGAAUGAUGAGAGGCCAGGAAGCGACGAGUCAAUAAUCGUAUACGAUCUGACUGGUUCGGACGUAGAGAUUCUGAACUGUCCGCGAGACAAAUAUACCCGGUCGGCUAGCCCUAACUGUUUCCGAGGCUAA